ACAACACUGAACAGGUUUUGCCUACCAUCUACGCUACCUAUACAUAAGUUUGCUUCGCGACGAAAUAACCGUUGGGGCAUUCUUCUCAGCUCUUCUUUCAGCUCCGUCAGCAACAGCCGCACAAGCAUGGCUGCUCAAUCGAUUGCUGUCGGCCAGAAGCUGCCGGACGCCAAGUUCAAGUACUUUGACGGCGAGGGCCAGAUGCGCGACAUGAGCACCGAGGAGCUGUGCAAGGGCAAGCGGGUGGUGCUGUUCGCGGUGCCGGGCGCCUUUACACCCACCUGCUCAACCAAGCACGUUCCGGGAUUCGUGGACAAGGCGGACGAGUUCAAGCAAAAGGGUAUUGACACUAUCGCCUGCGUGUCUGUGAACGACGCGUUCGUGAUGUCUGCCUGGGGCAAGGAGCAGCGCACCGGCGACAAGGUGCUGCUGCUGGCGGACGGCAAUGGCGAUUUCACUCGCGCGCUGGGGCUGGAGCUGGACCUGUCGGACAAGGGGCUGGGCACCCGCUCCAAGAGGUACUCCAUGUUGGUGGAGGAUGGCAUGGUCAAGAUUCUGAACCUGGAGGAGGUUGGCGCUUUCGCCGUGUCAUCUGCUGAGGACAUGUUGGCAGCCAUAAAUUGAGAUGAGGGGGAUGAGAUGAAGCGCGUGGGAAGCAGCGGUGUGAAACAACGAGUUCUCAGACGGUAUACGCGUUGUUCUAUUGACAAUUGCAGGGUCAAUAGCUUGCUUUUACAUUACGUUGCAUUAUAGGUUGCAGGAGGUAUCGUGCAGACCCAUGGGCCGUGUCUAAACCUUGUUGUCGUGGGCGUACUGCACUUCGAAUGCUCUCGGUGUGAAUUGUAUGUGUUAAGAUAAUUGGCUGCGAGAAGUUUAUGUGUGGCACGAGGAAUGCCGGGGAUGUGUUUGCAUACACGUGCAACGUACCGCACCACACCAUACCGCACGGAGGAUCGUCAGAUUGUGCUCUGGGCGGCUGUGUCCCAGUCAGGUCUCCCCCAGCAAC
Molecule: messenger RNA, 1006 nt
Organism: Astrephomene gubernaculifera
Lineage: Eukaryota; Viridiplantae; Chlorophyta; Chlorophyceae; Chlamydomonadales; Astrephomenaceae
Source: the annotation of a GenBank genome assembly